AUGGGAAAGUUGAGUGAUAAGAAGGGAAAUGAAGCUGUUGAUGACGAUUUGGGCGUGUACUUGUGCGACAUGUUUAAGGAUUCUGGUUAUUUUGGUGGUUUUUACGAGGUUGUUGAUAUGGUAGAUGUGGGCUUAUUUGAGAAGAAUCAGCACAAGAUGUCAGACGAGGGUACAACAAAUUGCAUCGACAUCUUGUUGGCCAUUAUCUUGCCUCCUCUUGGUGUCUUCCUCAAGUUUGGUUGCGGGGUAAGUAAUCUGAGUGCGGAGUUUUGGAUCUGUUUGCUUCUUACCAUUUUAGGGUACCUCCCUGGGAUUAUCUAUGCUGUCUAUGUCAUCACCAAGUGA
Molecule: messenger RNA, 345 nt
Organism: Dovyalis caffra
Lineage: Eukaryota; Viridiplantae; Streptophyta; Magnoliopsida; Malpighiales; Salicaceae
Source: the annotation of a GenBank genome assembly